This is a messenger RNA of Bubalus bubalis (water buffalo), 4898 nucleotides long. RefSeq names its product solute carrier family 25 member 37 (gene SLC25A37). Gene Ontology annotation, cellular component: mitochondrial membrane. The coding region runs from base 2005 to 2568 and encodes 187 amino acids. The transcript has 3 exons. Gene Ontology annotation, molecular function: ferrous iron transmembrane transporter activity. Lineage: Eukaryota; Metazoa; Chordata; Mammalia; Artiodactyla; Bovidae. The record is from RefSeq and is a predicted model, not a curated record. Gene Ontology annotation, biological process: iron import into the mitochondrion.
UGUGACCCAGCUGCCUGACGCCUCAUCUCCGCCACGCUUGCUUACGAACCAAGGACUUAUGUGUGUGCACACACACCCAGACAUACGCGCACACACCCACACAGACACACACACACGCACGCGCGCUUUUUUUUUUCUUUCCCCUCCUUCGCUUUCUGAAGCCUGGGGAGAAUCAGUGACAGAGGUGUUUCAUUGUUGAGUGGGUUUUGCCUUUUUGCUUUUUUUUUUUUUUAACAUUCAAAAGCAAUUAAUGAUCAGAUCUAGGGGAAAAAAAAAACACCCUGAAUAGGAACAAAACUUUUGAAUGCUGGAUUCCAAAAAAAAAAGUUAUGUGGACAGCUUCUUUGAGACUAUUUAAAAACUGACCCAACAGGUCUCUACAGCAUCAAGAUCUAACUAAGCUUUACAAGGUCAAGAAGUUUUAUGGCUGAUGAAGGAUUUGCUCCUGCGCAAAGGACCUUUCCCUCCUAAACUUCGAGGGAUCUGGGAGUUUCACCCCCAGUCUCUUCCGUUUGUUGCAUCUCUCUGCAAGCAAGGGCUGAAAUAGUUUUCUUUUGUUCUGAGGGAGCCAGGCGGGCGGUGGGGCGGAAGGGGGAGUGAGUUGGCCACAGGCAACUGUUACGUAGGCUUGGCUUACUGGGUUCGGCUCCUGUGGGUUUGGUUCUGGUUGGUUUCUGUUUAGGUCUGGAGUGCAACUCUGGCUGGUGGCACCAGGAGUCUUUAACAAAUUUAUUUUUCAGCAGCAAAGAGGUAGAUGUAACUGGCAGAGCAACUUUUUUUAGCACCUUCUCCAAAGCAUCCUUCCCAUCAGCAAAUGUUGGUAAAAAUGACUCCAUCUGGCUGGUUGGCAGACAGUUAUUUUGCUUUUUAAAAAUUGGCUCCUACUUCCAUUUGUCCAAACGGUCGCCAAGAUCUCCAGUCUUGAUAUCUCCAAGUUCAUGGUCUCAGGGCCCCACUUUUGCUAAAACUGCCUCUUUAGCUCCUUGGCGCCUGGACCCCUUGGAGGCGAGUUUAUGUUUAUGUCAAGGUCUGCCUAGCGCAGUUACCGCUUCACUGUGGUGUGCUCUGGUUGCAUUCUGAUCUUUACGUGUGUGUGGAGGAGGGAGGGGGUUACAUAAGCAUUUCUGAAGCUUUAGCUUGUGUCCUUCAUUUCUCCCACUUUCCAGCGGUUUUCUUGAUUAUUGGGCAGUGUGACCUACAGAGAGAGGAAACCCAGAAUCAAAAGCAAAAUUCCAGGCCGGAAUCUGGCUUUUGAAGCCAGGCCAGAGGAGACCUGGGCUUGGUUGUCCCUGAGACAUGAGACAUGGCCGUCCCUGAGACAUGUCAUCGCUUUGCAAACUAACCCGGGUAAUCUGCCUUCGGCAGGUCUUCUGAGCCUUUUCCCCUUGGCCAUUUGCUUUAAAAAACAAACAAACAAACAAACCUGGAUUUCACCAAGUAAUUUUCUUAAAGCUGUCUCUUUUUUUCCCCCUCCUGUGUGUAUGUCAUUGUUGUUUAAUUGGUAAAUCAUGUCCCACUCUGGGGCCCCAUGGACUGUAGCUCACCAGUCUCCUCUUUCCAUGGGAUUCUCCAGGCAAGAAUACUGGAGUGGGUUGCUAUUUCCUCCUCUAGGGGAUAUUCCCAACCCAGGGAUUGAACUGGCGUCUCCUGCAUUGCAGGUGGAUUCUUUACCACUGAGCCACCUGCAAAGCCCCUCUGCUUGUAUACAUGAUAUCUCCUUCGAUUGCCCCAGUUUAAGGGCACAGUGAGUUAAUCUAUUGACAAAGGCCAGGGAUGAGAAAGAAUUAAAAUUUCAGUGGUGGAAAAAGCCACCAAAGUGUGGUUUUCGGUAACAUCCCAUGUUGGCAGGCUAGCCUUUUCCUAGGGAAAAUGAGGUUUCUGCCGAAUUGAAAUGUGUGUAACGGUGUCUGUGUUACCUUCUCCAUUUUUAUCUAGGAUUUUCCAUGAUUGCUUUAGGAUUUCAGGAGUUGGUGCUCACCUGGGUGGACGGGGAUAGCUGGGAGCAUGGCCACCCUGCUUCACGACGCAGUCAUGAAUCCAGCAGAAGUCGUGAAGCAACGCAUGCAGAUGUACAACUCGCCGCACCGGUCGGCCCUCAGCUGCAUCCGGACAGUGUGGGGGACGGAGGGCUUGGGGGCCUUCUAUCGGAGUUACACCACGCAGCUGACCAUGAACAUUCCCUUCCAGUCCAUCCACUUCAUCACCUACGAGUUCCUGCAGGAGCAGAUCAACCCCUACCGGGGCUACAAUCCGCAGUCCCACAUCAUCUCAGGUGGGCUGGCCGGGGCCCUGGCUGCCGCCGCCACCACCCCCCUGGACGUCUGUAAGACCCUCCUCAACACUCAGGAGAACAUGGCCCUCAACCUGGCCAACAUCAGCGGCCGGCUGUCGGGCAUGGCCAAUGCCUUCCGGACGGUGUAUCAGCUCAACGGCCUGCCCGGGUACUUCAAAGGUGUGCAGGCCCGGGUCAUCUACCAGAUGCCAUCCACCGCCAUCUCUUGGUCUGUCUAUGAGUUCUUCAAGUACUUCCUCACCAAACACAAGCUGGAGAAUCGAACUCCCUACUAAAGGAACGGGCUGUGGGAAGCGACGCCGGCAACUUUGAUUGUGCAAAGGCUUUCUCCCUGCCUGCGCCCACUCCCCUGCCCUCACACCAAGAUUAUUGGGGCACGGGGUUGGCAGGAGGGGCCUUCCGCACUCCCUGACCCCUUCUUAGAAGGAGGAGAGGACAGGACAGCAGCUUACCCGAUGGCCAUCUGCUGGGACAUACCAGGUGAUAGCAGAUGAGGGCAAGACCGGCAGGGGAGCGAGAAAUUGCUAUUUCUCUUCCUCCCCACCCCAAGAGCGAUGUAGCUUUUCCUUCAGUGUAGCAUCUCCUCCCCUAGAAUCGUCCGUAGAUUACACAGGAGGGAAGAACGUGUGCAGUGACUGAAAACAUUAAACAGGAAACAAAAAGUUAUGUAUAUAAAAGUUCCAGUAUACAGUAUAAAAUAGAUGGAUAAUGUUUAUCCUUUAUUUUUCUAUGUAGAAGUUUUUGAAUUUGAGUAUGUGCCUGUGUGUGUGUACAAGCAAGUGUUACAGCUGAGAAUAUAAAGCUGUUUAAAAAAAAAUAGAGGGGCUGAGUUUUUCCAUUAGGUUAAGUCACAGGGCACCAAAGUAGUACAUUGCUCCAUGUGGCCUAAAAUUGUGUUAAGCUCCCCAUGAAAGUUCCACUUGAAUGUAAAAUAAUAAGUAUAAGGUUUAUAUUUUGAAUUUCUCUUUUCAUAGGGGAAAAAGGUACGUUGAAAAAAAAUAAUACUUUUAGCUACUUUUUUUUUUAAUCCUUAUUCAAUCAGUCACCGUCAUGUGCCUUUUCCCUUUGUCUUUUGCUGGAAAUUCCAGGACCAAAGAUCUGACCUGGGGCUUUUCCUCUAGCUGUGAGCUCAUCCCCCGCCACACACACACAUACUGGGCGGCAAGCAUGGCUCAUGGUGGAGCACGGUGGCCCCAAUGGAGUUAGGGUGGGUGGUCUUACUAAAACCAUUUCCUUCCCUUUGGGUGACGUGAAUGUACGCCUCACAGGGGCUAGCACUUAGAAGCCCUUGAAAUGCCAGUGCUUGGCUACUUGUUGGGCAGGCAAAUGGGAUCAAUCCUACCUUGAUCCUUGGACUUCAUUCUCCAUCCACAUUUUAACCCAGGCACUUCAGGUAUUCUUGUCUGUGUGUGUGUUGGAUUCAGUCCUGAUCUGUGUUUCCCUGUGCAGUUUUAGGGAUUUUAAGAAACACAGGCAGUGUAUCUACGACAUUUAUGUUUCCCCUGCCCAUCACGAAUGUCUCCCUUAAAAAGCCUCUCGCUGCCCAGGUUCCCCUAGCAGCUGCUGAAAGGACCUGGGCCCUCGUGCACAGUCAGGAUGCCUCUUGAACCAUCUUGAACCUCGUGUGGUACAUGCCACCUGGGGACAUGCCGCCUUGUUUUCUGAAAUGGCACAUCUGAGCCAGAUUAUCCCUGGGAGCAAAUGCAAGCCUGUUUCCUUCAGCUAUGCCUUCCCAGGCCUCUCUCCAAGACCUAGUGGCUUCGCAGUUUUCUUUUAAAAUGAGUAGGAAGCAAGUGUGUGUUUUCGUUCUGACCCAGCCUGGUCCUGACCUUGACCUUUGGCCCUUCACCUUGGGCAGGGUCCAUGUUGUGCAUUGUCACCGGGCUCAGACCCGGGUUCCUUGGGGUGUUCUCAUUCUCAGGAAGAACUCGGAUGGUCCUGGGACAUCAGCAUCUUGAGACCUUGCACGCUGUGCCUCCCAGGAUAGUUUGCAGGUUAUGGACAGCAGAGACCCACGUCAGACAGCUCCCACACGUGCCCGAUGAACAGGGUCUUCUCCUGGGCUGGGAGGUUUGACUGCUGACCUGUCGCCUCUCAGAGGUAGCCCCCACCCCCAUCUCCCCAGUGGAAGUCUGUUGCAACAAGCUUCCGUCCCACUCAGGGAUGCAAAAUGCCCAUGGAGAUCAAGCUGCUAGGGGAAGUGUUUACGUCUCUCUAAACAUACCCCUAAACAUACUCUCUGUUCGUGUUAACGUUAGGCAAUGGAAGAAAGACCAGGUCGAAUUCUGAAAUAAUUAUUCAGCCUCCCCUCCUUGUCCACUUUAUACACCACCGUGCUGCAGAAUCUUCCUUAUUAAGGAUGAGUGUGCCUGUUGAAUACAAAUGUACUGCUGCUGCUUAACCUGCGAGAUGCAUGGUGUAUGUUACCGUGCUGGGCCAGUGUCGUUUCUUAAAUGCCCAUCGUAAAUAUCAUGGUUUCUGCCUCUCAAGUCAUCGCAACUCUUGGAAGAAGGGGAGAAAAGUGUGAUUCUGUGUGGGGAUGUUUCUGAUGUGCUGCUACAGUUGUGACACUGGAGCUAUGGAAAAUAAAGCCUUGAUCUUUGAA